This is a messenger RNA of Microthlaspi erraticum, 813 nucleotides long. The record is from the annotation of a GenBank genome assembly. NCBI's taxonomy places the organism in Eukaryota, Viridiplantae, Streptophyta, Magnoliopsida, Brassicales, Brassicaceae.
AUGGAUUCCUAUGACGAUCUCUUUGACGAUCAGAUGUUCCAAUUCAGUCCUUUGCGCCUUUCCCCUCCACCACAACCAUUUACUGCGACAAUGGAAUCUUUGGAAGGCCUAGUAGUGGAAGAAACUGAGAGAGUGGACGAAGAUAUUGUUGCAUUAGUCUCUAAUCCUACAAUAGACGAGGUUAUCCCCUCGACGAGUACACGAUCCCCAGAUCUAUUCCCAUUUCCAGAGAUGUUAACACUACUGCAAGAUCCACCUGAAAUGGAGCAACAACAACUCUUAUGCAAUUCCCACGAGCAUUUACAAGGAAACUUGCCAAACGAACCAUUGGACCAGCAAUCUUUAUCAAAUCAAAAUGCCCUUAAUGCUUUUCAAGGACUAGAUGAUUUUACAAUGAUAGAUUUUGAUCAACUAAUGGAGGAAGAAAACAUUGGAUAUGCAAAUCCAACAGUGACUCAAUCUUUUGAGUUACCAAAUAAUCUUCAAGAGCAAUUUCCAUCAGUACCUUUAUCACAAAGUUUCCCGUCAUAUCCGACAUACCAACAUGCUCCAGUUGCUUCACAUUCCAACAUGUAUAAUCAGCAACCGCCUCCAUUAGGUUUAGCUGACAGAGAAAACGAACCUAUCGCCCCAAGGAUGGUUACAGAUUUGGCUAGAUCACAAAAUUAUUCGUCAUAUCCGACAUAUCCACAUGGUCAACUUCCUUCACAAUUCAACAUGUACGACGUCCUGGACCAUCAAGCGCCUCCUUUAACAAACAAGGAAGACGCACCACCUCUCAUCCCAAGGGUAGUUACAGACUUGCCUAGGUAA